AUGGAGAAAGAUAAGCAUGCUGAUAAAGAAAUCCCACAAACCAAUCCCGAGCAGCAGGAGGAGGAACUUGUUGUGAAACGAGGCACGACAUCAGUGGUAUGGACGUGGUUCGGGUUUACAAAGGCUGACAAAGAGCAGAAAAAUGUGAUUUGCAAACUGUGUCACGCGAAUGUAACCGUUAGCCACGGUAGCACCAAGAGAGGUGUAAAAGUGCCCCAAGUUGACCGCGCAAUUGGGGUGUGCAAGAAAAUUGUGAGUGCCUUCUCAAACACUUGGAAAAGACAGCGUGAACUGGCCAUAGCUCAGGUGCAGCUAGGCUUGCCUGCUCAAAAGCUUAUCACUGAGAGUCCAACAAGAUGGGGAUCCAGGCAACAAAUGAUCGAAAGGGUCAUUGAGCAGGAAAAAGCCCUAACACAAGUCCUGCAAGCUGACAAAAAGACCAGACAUUUGGCUCUGACAUGGCAGGACAUGGACGUUCUUGAAUCUGUAAAUAAGGCAUUAUGCCCACUCGUAGAGUUUACAGAUGCCCUCUCUGGGGAACAGUAUGUAAGCGUUUCAUACUUGAAACCCGUGCUUUAUCUUUUUAAUGAACAGGUUCUUAAGCCACAGGAUGAUGACACGCAGCUCACCAGGGACAUUAAGGUGAACAUUCUUGACUAUUUGAAUGAAAAAUAUGCAGAUGAAUCCACCCAGGAGCUGCUUGACAUGGCUUCCCUUCUCGACCCUCGCUUCAAAACCACAUACAUAAAUGCAGAACGAGUGGACUACAUGAAGACCAGAGCUGCAGCAGAGAUGGAGAGUCUUGCAGCUGAUCCAAAAAGGCCUGUCGAGGGAGUCUCAGUGCCACUAGCUGAAGAUGCUGGAGAAAAUUCAGAAUGUCCUACUAAAAAACAGAAGAAAAGUUUGGGAAGCUUCUUCAAAAUUGCUUCACGCCAACGGCAAGCUGUCCCCCAGUCAGAAAGGGAGUCCAUUGAAAUGGAACUUAACAGCUAUUUACAGGCAGUUGAAGUGGAUGGUGAGACCAACCCCCUGGAAUGGUGGAGGCAGCACGAGGCUAAUUUUCCACGUGUGGCCAGCCUGGCAAAAAAAUAUCUGUGCAUCCCUGCCACAAGUGCUCCAUCUGAGCGUGCUUUCAGCACAAGUGGGAAUAUUGUCACAUGCCGCAGAUCAGCACUAAAACCUGAGAGAGUUGACCAGCUUGUUUUUCUUGCACACAAUUUGUAA
Molecule: messenger RNA, 1224 nt
Organism: Carassius auratus (goldfish)
Lineage: Eukaryota; Metazoa; Chordata; Actinopteri; Cypriniformes; Cyprinidae
Product: zinc finger BED domain-containing protein 1-like
Exons: 2
Coding region: 1-1224 (407 amino acids)
Molecular function (GO): protein dimerization activity
Source: RefSeq, a predicted model, not a curated record